Molecule: messenger RNA, 2629 nt
Organism: Chelonus insularis
Lineage: Eukaryota; Metazoa; Arthropoda; Insecta; Hymenoptera; Braconidae
Product: ankyrin repeat domain-containing protein 29
Exons: 8
Coding region: 410-1321 (303 amino acids)
Molecular function (GO): protein binding
Source: RefSeq, a predicted model, not a curated record
CUUGAGCAGUGAGCUGUGUCGGGCAUUCAGCGGCUGUAGUCCACUGAAGUCUUUUAACGAGUAUUGAAGCAGUUAUAUGAAAGCUCCAAAGCAAACAUACGAGUGACUGCAAAGAAUACAUUCAACCAGCUAGUGAAAGUGUCAGACUUAUGUGAUCUUAGAUGUAAUCUUAUAACGUGUAACGAACAAAAAAACAUUACUGCAAAACUUUUGGCAAUAAUGCAUUCGUGAUUUAGGCAAAUUUAUUUUUUGUGGCCUUUAAAAACAAAUGAUAGUACUGUGUUGUGUUUAAUAAUGUACUCAUCAUAAAGUACCAAAUUUCUUGUUUCUAUUUUUUUUGGAGUAAAGCUUUUUUUUAACUUUUGUUAAAUUUUAAAAAAUUUGAAGUGCAAAAAAUAUUGAUACUGACAUGUCUAUGAAGAAAGAAUCUCCUUGGGAUGUUGAAUUACAUCUUGCUGCAGCACGAGGUGACGCAAAACGUCUGCAAAUUCUCCUGGACUCCGGACGCGUCCACGUUGAUUGCAAAGACAAGGACGGGACAACCCCACUGAUAUUAGCGGCUGCUGGGGGCCAUAUUGAGGCCGUUACUGAGCUACUUCAACAAGGGGCGGAUCCUAAUGCCAAAAGGCUGACUGGAACAACUUCGCUGUUUUUUGCUGCACAGGGUGGAUUUGUAGACAUUGUUACGCUUCUUAUAGAACAUGGAGCAACAGUAGACUCAUGUAGUAUUGAUGGAGGAACUCCUUUAUUUGUUGCCUGUCAAUGUGGUCACUUAGACGUCGUAGAAGAGUUGAUAGAAAAAGGUGCAAAUGUUAAUGCACACAUGAAGGAUGGAGCAACAGCGUUAUUUAUAGCAGCACAAAAUGGUCAUGUACGCAUUUUAGAGGUAUUACUAGGACAAGCAGCAAAAAUUGACUCUGCCAGGACAGAUGGAGCUACGCCCCUUUGGAUUGCCGCUCAAAUGGGCCAUGAUCAUGUAGUAAGAAGACUCCUGAAGGCCGGAGCCAAGGUCGAUGCUACCAGACACGACGGAGCAACACCACUUUUUAAAGCUGCUCAUAAAGGCCACACUGCGGUCAUUGGAGAACUAUUGAAGUAUCGACCAUCUCUUGGCAUUUUACCUAACGGUGAAAGUGCACUUCAUGCUGCAGCCUUGACUGGGCACAUGACAGUUGCAAGGCAAUUGGUAGGAGCUGGCGCCGAUCCUCUGCUAGUAAAUCAAGAAGGACUUACACCGCUCCAGCUCGCAAUCAGACAUUCUCAAACCCAGGUCGCCAAUUACCUCAAGGAUAAAGUGAGAGCAAGAACUGCAUCACGUUGAUAUACCAUAAGUAUAAAGUAAAGAUGUGAGAUGUUAAAGUUGUCCGAUAGGGUUCUCCUUGCCUUUUAUUAUUCGUUGUUGUUGAUCGAAACUGGUUUUUAUACCAGUUAUACUUCAAUAAGAGAUCCUGAAACAAAUCAGUAUUUCUUAAAAAUUAUUGCAAUAAUUUUAUACACACUGAAUCUAACGGAGUAUGAUAAAUUAUAAUAAUUUAAAAUAAUAUCCAAUUGAAUCAAUAAUAUUUUUCAAUACUUGUAGAUAUAAACACUUACACAUAAGUAAAGUAACUAAAUAUAACUUGUUUUUCAUGAUCCGUGAGGAUCCAUGGCCGGGUGUUGCAUUAUUUUGUACAUAAAGUAAUAGGAAACUAAAAAUGAGGAAAUUUAAAAUUACAGUUAAAUAACUAAUAAAUUUAAUAUAGUUUUUGUACUCAAUUUUUUCUAGGAUAUCAAAGAGUUUAAAAAUAUUUAUUGUCAUAACUUGAAAAUAAUUCAGGAGAAUAUUUUUGUUAUUUAUUUUAUAAUUCAUUUAGUUUCUUAAAAAUUAGCAGUGGCUAACUCGUGAUAAUUUCUUUGUGUAUAUCUUUAAUGCAGUAUUUGUUAAAAAAUGAAUUUAUAUUGUGUCUAACAAGACACUAGUCAAUACAAUUAUAAUUCUGUGUAAUUAAACAAUGAAUUGUAUAAAAAAAAAUUGAAAUGAUUUAUUUUAUUGUAUUAUAAUUAUCAGAGAAUUUAUUAAAAUGAAUUGGAGAUUAAUUUCAUCAAAAAUUGUCAAUAUAUACUGCAUUAAGGAGAGUUAAUUUGUCUUAUAAUUAUAUUACCGUCCAUGAUUUAUGAAGGAAAACUUACAUUUUUGUCAGUCUUAUGAAUUAAAAUGAACGAAAAAGAGGAGGAACUUAAAAAAAAGACUGACUAAUUUGCCUUGAAAUGCAUUCAACAUUUAAAGAAAUGCAAAUAGUAUAAUUAAUAAAUUAAUUACUAAUAAAAAUAUGUAUAAAUUAUUUCUCAAUGUAGCUAUAAAUGAGAUAAUCAUGAAUCUCAAUCAAGAUUCUGUUAUUUAAGUUAAUUGAAACAUAGUUAAGCAUUAUACUGCAAAUGAAAAUAUGUAAUAUAUUUGAAUAUCAAUUUCAAUUAAUGUAAAAAAUGUUUCCAAAAUAACAUACCAUUCCUUCCACAAUGACAAAAAUAUAUAUUUUCUCAUAUAGUCUUCCUCAACUCACAACUAUUCUUGCAUAAUAACAUACUAUAACAGUUAAUUAAUUUAGAAAUUUGUUAUUGUUACAAGAUGUACUGAAGAAAAAAACCAAUA